Geodia barretti is the source of this 635-nucleotide messenger RNA. NCBI's taxonomy places the organism in Eukaryota, Metazoa, Porifera, Demospongiae, Tetractinellida, Geodiidae. The record is from the annotation of a GenBank genome assembly.
CUCUUUGUAUUGCUAGAUGACAAUGCUGAGGCUCUUGGUAAAAGGCGCUGUUCAGGGGAUCAAAGCAGCAGAUAGUUGUGAGGAUGCUCGGAAAGAGCAUACUAGUCCUGACGAGGCUACAAGUUUAGCUGCUCAUUCUCAUGAAAGGAGGAGAAAAGAGGAAGAAGGAGGGUCCCAUAUAUAUAAACAAGGCAGUCAACAAAGUGCUGAUCCACUAAAAGAUACUCCCAAGCUACAACAACUUAUGGCUUUUCCAAUACUAGAUGGGUAGUAAAAUUAACAUUCUUACGAAAAUUGGUGUUCGCUACAAUGUUUUUGGACCAUUCCUGCUAAAUGAUGAUGAUGGAUCUGUAACGGAUGCCCUGAAGGAGUCGUGUAUGAGAGAUCGCAUGCAAUCAACCUAGAAAUUUCGAAACUGUGGUUGCAAGGUAAAGGGAAAUUGCCGAUAACAUGGGCCACCUUUCUCAGUGUAUUGAAGGAAAUGGAUAUGAAAGCCCUUGCCUUGGAUAUUGAGUCAUCUCUCCUGGGUAAGUCGUCCCCCCAGGGGCGACACUAAUUAUUAUUCUUCAAACAGUGUACAUAACUGUCUCUCUGUCAAAAAGUUAAUUGUAGAUUGUUAAUAUUAUACUUACCAU